UCACCUUCGACUCUCUUGUUUAGACCUCUCUCUCCCUCCCUCCCUCUCUCGCGCGCGUUGCUCUUGUUGUCGGCUUGGUAAGUAAGCUCCCCGAUGACGUAUCCGCCAUAUUCCGGAUGAGAGGAGCAGCAUUCACACGUUGCCGUGGUACUUCAAUUGGACACUGUUCAGCCGUUCAACUCCAUCAUAUGCCAGCGGGAAUACACGGAAAAUAUACUGACGAGCGCAUAGAUAGUAUCUAUAUUCUUUGCUAGCUAUAGAUCAAGUCGUCGGACUGGUGGUGCCCCAGUAGCGCAAGUCUCGAUUCUGUUGCAUUACAGAGAGUACCUUACUCACUACCUUUAUAAUGGCUGCUAUCAUAUCUCUCAGAGAUGUACACGCCGCAUCUCACCAGCUGGCCAAGCGAAAGAACUGGGCAGCCAGAGAACCCGGUGUUGUCCUGGUAUUUUGCAUCAUCUUCGCUAUUGCAGUUGGCGUGCUGUCCACAUACCUCUACCGCAGGAUGCAACGCCGCAAAGCUGCUGCUGGCACAGCCUAGACCCUAGCAGCAGGGUCUUGCUGCGAUUAUUAGCAGCCGCAAUGUUUAUAGCUACAUUCACGGAUACCCGUACACAACACGCGCACACAUGCACAAAUUUCCCACCCGACUGGGGCACAAUUAACACACGAUAUACGCUCUCUUUUUCCGUUCUGAUGAUACGUGAUAGAAGGUAUUCAUUCAUGCUUUUGAAUAAUACGACUGUGGAUGGACUUUGCUUUUGUCGAUACCGAAGGGGUUGCUGGACUAUGCGGAAGACUGGAGUAGCAGCAGAAGAAGCCUGUAGAAUAAAGAGAGUGUCUCAGGGCAACAGGGCCGAUGUUCUCUUGACAUCUUUGCUGUUGCUGUUGAUGCUGAUGCCGUUCUCGAUGAUGCGCUUCCCCGGACUUUUCCUUGUGUCCCGCCUUGGCGGAGGAGCUGGGAAAAUAAGGGGCCCUCGAGCUCGCGAUGUUCGUUUCAUCCUUCAUCAACUCCUCUCCUUCUCGCGCUUCUCGCUUGCGUUUCUUAAUAUACUAGCAAUGCAGUCAUUCGUUU
Molecule: messenger RNA, 1072 nt
Organism: Trichophyton rubrum CBS 118892
Lineage: Eukaryota; Fungi; Ascomycota; Eurotiomycetes; Onygenales; Arthrodermataceae
Exons: 2
Coding region: 347-538 (63 amino acids)
Source: RefSeq, a predicted model, not a curated record